Messenger RNA from Cyclopterus lumpus (lumpfish), 2960 nucleotides. RefSeq names its product bifunctional 3'-phosphoadenosine 5'-phosphosulfate synthase 2-like. The coding region runs from base 425 to 2269 and encodes 614 amino acids. Gene Ontology annotation, molecular function: adenylylsulfate kinase activity; sulfate adenylyltransferase (ATP) activity; ATP binding. Gene Ontology annotation, biological process: 3'-phosphoadenosine 5'-phosphosulfate biosynthetic process; sulfate assimilation. The record is from RefSeq and is a predicted model, not a curated record. The transcript is spliced from 13 exons. Lineage: Eukaryota; Metazoa; Chordata; Actinopteri; Perciformes; Cyclopteridae.
GACUGUGGGGGUACAACAAUAAAGUUGAGUGUGAAGCCGUGGGCUGAACGACAUGUCCGAUCUCCCGACUCCGUUUAUUAACCGGUUAUAAGUGAGCCUCACACGAACCAAGAACGCUCGGUUACACUAAAUACCCUCCAAAAGAUGCUCGGCCCCGUCGUGUCGUUUUGCUUGAGUAUUGGCUGGAAGAAGGCACAUUAUGCAGAUUGCUCGGCGUCGGCGGAGGAGGGCUAGAGGCUGGGCCAGCGGAAUGCUACGUGUCUUGGAAGUCCCUUUUUAAAAAAAGCCUCCUCGUCUUCUUCGAUUCCCAACUCAUUUUUCGCUGGAGGUUACAACUCGUCUCCCUCGUCAUCCAGGCCCGUGCGUGCGUGAGUGUGUGAAGAGGUCCGAGUCCCGCGGUGUUGUACCGACCAGUCGCGCAAAAAUGUCCGGGGUGAAAAAGCUUCGUACGGAUCUCAACAGGUCGACCAAUGUGGUAUAUCAGGCCCACCAUGUCAGCCGCACCAAGAGGGGGCAGGUCGUGGGGACCAGGGGAGGCUUCAGGGGCUGCACCAUAUGGCUGACCGGUUUGUCAGGUGCCGGAAAGACUACCAUCAGUUUUGCCCUGGAAGAGUUUCUCGUGUCCCACGCUAUUCCCUGCUACUCGCUGGACGGAGACAACAUUCGCCAAGGCCUGAACAAGAAUCUGGGCUUCUCUGCCAUAGACCGCGAGGAGAACAUCCGCCGUAUUGCAGAGGUGGCCAGACUGUUUGCCGACGCUGGGCUGGUGUGCGUCACCAGUUUCAUUUCACCUUUCAGCAAGGAUCGUGAUGAGGCGAGGAAGAUCCAUGCAAGCGCCGGGCUCCCGUUUUUCGAGGUGUUUAUCCACGCUUCUCUUGAGGUGUGUGAGAGCAGGGACGUAAAAGGCCUUUACAAGAAGGCUCGCGCCGGAGAGAUCAAAGGUUUCACUGGUAUUGACUCAGAUUACGAGCGUCCUGAAGCACCAGAUCUUGUGCUGAAAACUGGAGAGCUCUCCGAGAACGAGUGCCUCCACCAGGUGUUGGAGCUGCUCAGGGAGCAGAACAUUGUACCAAGCGAGAUCAUGGAGGAGGUGAAUGAACUCUUUGUUACGGAGAACAAGCUGAAUCUUGCUGUGGCGGAUGCAAACACGCUUCCCACCAUCAGCAUCACCAAGUUGGAUCUACAGUGGGUGCAGGUCUUGUCAGAAGGCUGGGCUAGCCCUCUGAAGGGCUUCAUGAGGGAGAGAGAGUUCCUGCAGGUCUUACACUUUGGCAACCUGCUGGAUGGCGGGGCCAUCAACUUGUCUGUUCCCAUUGUCCUGCCUGUUAGCGCCGAGGCCAAGCAGGAGCUGGACGGCUGUGCGGCCGUGGCUCUGGAGUUCCAGGGUUCACGUGUGGCUAUUCUCAGGAACCCAGAGUUCUACCAACAUCGCAAGGAGGAACGCUGCGCCAGACAGUGGGGCACCACUUGUCCACAGCACCCUUAUAUUAAGAUGGUUAUGGAGGGAGGUGAUUGGCUGGUAGGUGGUGACCUGGAGGUGCUGGAGCGAAUCAAAUGGAACGAUGGACUUGACCAGUACCGCCUUACUCCACAGGAGCUCAAGCAGAAGUUCAAAGACAUUAAAGCAGAUGCGGUGUUUGCGUUCCAGCUGCGUAACCCGGUCCACAACGGUCACGCCCUACUGAUGCAGGACACCAAGCGCCGUCUGCUGGAGCGAGGCUACAGGAAUCCAGUCCUCCUGCUGCACCCCCUCGGCGGCUGGACCAAAGAUGACGAUGUGCCUCUGGACUGGCGGAUGAAGCAGCAUGCUGCUGUCCUGGAAGAGGGCAUCCUGGACCCGGCAAGCACCAUUGUUGCCAUCUUCCCCUCUCCUAUGAUGUACGCCGGACCCACAGAGGUUCAGUGGCACUGUAGAGCCAGAAUGAUCGCCGGAGCAAACUUCUACAUAGUUGGCAGGGACCCUGCAGGCAUGCCUCACCCGGAGACUAAGCAGGACCUGUAUGAGCCCACCCAUGGAAGCAAGGUCCUCACCAUGGCCCCGGGCCUCACCUCUGUGGAGAUCAUCCCCUUCAGGGUCGCUGCCUACAACAAGACUAAGAGGGCCAUGGACUUCUAUGACAAAGAGCGACAUGCUGAGUUUGAGUUUAUCUCUGGAACCAAGAUGAGGAACAUGGCUCGGAGUGGAGAAAACCCUCCAGAUGGUUUCAUGGCCCCCAAGGCCUGGAAGGUUUUGGUCGAGUACUACAACUCUCUGCAGAAGGACAAGUAAUCAACACAGCGCUUAGCUCACCAGGGAAAACCAUCGGUUCUUAAAGGAAGGGUACAAAUGCAACCAUCCCCACAGGAGUAUUUAGGUGUAUUCUUGUUUUAUCUUAUCCAAAAAUACUUAUUUAGAUUGCUAUCAAUAAUCAGUCUUUGCUAUAAAUAAUCAGUGAGUGUUUCUUCACCAUAUAGAAAUCACUUGUCUUUAACAGAUAUAGCAUUACAUUUUACAUUCCUGUAAAACAUAUAAAUCUAUUUGUAAAUGCAUAUUAAUUUAAGCGCUGUAUUUUAAUACAUUAAAGGUAGAUUGAGAUUAUUAUUAUUAUUUUAUAUUUUUUAAAUUUAGGAGCACAUCUAAAGACCGCGAAAUCAUUUGUGAUAUUUACAUGAAUUAGCUGAGGGAUGCAUGUCAUAAAAAUAAAAUUUGAUGGCAAUUAUAUCACUGUCUGUUGAGUCAUGUAUGGCCUAUGGUUGUUCAUUAACUCAUCCUGUUAAUGUUUCAUAUUAAUAUGAAAUUCAACUCAAGUUUUUUAAUAAUGUGAAAGUGCCUUUCUCUCAAAUGUUAACAUUAUAAAACAGAAAUUGUUCAAAUGUCUGGGAUUUGUGUGAUUUCAUGAAGUGCAAUUAUGUAAUAAAGACCUGCAGUUUUAGUGUGUUAAAUAAAGAUGCAGUAAUAAAGAUGCUUCUUUGUUAUUGAU